Messenger RNA from Exophiala dermatitidis NIH/UT8656, 3565 nucleotides. RefSeq lists its product as uncharacterized. The coding region runs from base 2060 to 3454 and encodes 464 amino acids. The transcript is spliced from 2 exons. Lineage: Eukaryota; Fungi; Ascomycota; Eurotiomycetes; Chaetothyriales; Herpotrichiellaceae. The record is from RefSeq and is a predicted model, not a curated record.
AAUAAUGUUGCCUAGUCUACUACGUCAUUCCAUUUCCUACUACUGAACCCAACUUGAACGCAUCCUGCACAACCUGCAGCUUGAGUUGGAGGAGUUCUGCAACUAAUAGCUGACUAAGGCAAAUUAGCCUACAUUGUUACCUAGGUACCCACUGGAGGGAGGACUGGGGCCUGCUGUGAUCUGAGAGGAAACACAAACAACAAACACUGAGGCAUGGCUCUUUUUCUGGCGACAACAACAGAGCAAACGAGAUCAGUUGGAGCAUUCAUAGAGGAUCAUAUCCGAGACUCGCUACAUACUCUGAAUUCUGUGACUGUCUCUUUGCAGUGACACCCUGAGCAGUGGGCUUUUGGCCUUGUCCCUCAUGCAGAACAUGUCCAACGGCUGUAGGAAACGCGUUUGCGCUAUCAUAACAAUCCUGUAGUGAUGAUGUUACCAAGCACUUUUUCACCGCUUCGCUAAAGGGUAGCUAUGCAUGCCCAUUGAAAAGCGAGGACGUUGGCGAGGCACGGUCCUUCCGACCCUAUUCAGACGCGCCAGAUCUCUGCUCAAGACUGAGAUUUCCUCGAGAAUGUCAACCACCUCUCUGGCUUUCUCACGCUUCGAUUCUGUGGGUGGCAUGGUAUAGGAGCUUGCACCGCAGGGCCACUUUCUGGGUUGGUGAGAUGACAAGGUGGUCGCUUAACUUUACUCAUAAAGGCCACUGCAUAAUUCUUCGUCGCACAACGGACAAACCACCAUCUCACGAAGCGGUAGUAAAGUGGAAAGAGCAAAUGAACGCGUCGGUGAAUGUUGGGUUCGGAAAAUGUACCUCAGGUUGACGAACCCAGAGCAGUUCCGCUGCCAAGCCCGACGCGACUCGAUGUCGCUCGCGGACUUCAAGUUCAACAGUGAAACUUUGACGGUAAAUCCGGGUUCGAAUCAAGGCGACCACCACAUUACAUACGUACAGGUAUCUUAUGGGAACCAAGCAUGUCAAGAACACAGACAACUCCCUCUCCGUCCGCUCCAAUUUAUUUGGCCUGAAGGUGCUACGCUCAUGCAAUCAGCGGCUAGUUAUCUUGAUUGAAAGACACGAGUGCAGCAAAUGGUCGUUGCAGCAGCUGCGGGUUCUGCUCGUCCCCUGGUCUUUCAAGACCUUCGCAAAUUUCCUCGCUCAUCUGUUCCAAAUAUCCUGUCGGAUCUGAGAAGUAUAGAGAAGAAACAUUUUGCACCAAGCGAGGUAUUUCCAUUCGACGACGCCAUUUGCGCGAAACAGAAUACGUCCGUGAUUGUCGGGGUUCUAUCUGAGAAAUCGCGACUAGAAGUUGUGGCCUACGCCGUCUGCGUGAGAUGGAAUCACCGCCUACUUCUCCACAAGAUAUGUGUCUCUCCAGCUUACCGACGCCAGGGGAUGGGCAGUCAAUUGAUGCAAAUAAUUAUCGACCGUGCCCGUUGUUGGUCGUGCCGCGGAAUCGACCUAUGGGUGCAUGAGACGAACUUCAGAGCACGAGCCUUGUAUACCAAGCAUGAGUUCGCGGUUCAGGAGACUGUGCUGGACUACUAUGCACCAGGCAAACAUGGCAUCAAAAUGUCCCGUAUUCUCCAGCCCUGACAAUCCACAUGGAUGGUGCCGGAGCGGCACAUUCUCUCUUGUGACUACCCCUUGCAGCGUUCUUGACUUUCCAGCCUACCCCUCCCUUCCCAGAGAAGAUCAUAAGGGUGGUAUGAAGCUGCGUCCUGUUAUCCUUGACAGGUAACUAUUGGUCUGCAUUCUGGCUGUUCAAGGCACAAGUUCCUUUUUCUCGUCUGUUGAGCCGUCGGUGCACUUGGGCAAAAUUGCAGACUGGCUAGGGAUUGAGCCAUCAACUUGAAUACCAGUGGAAGUUCCGCCGUUGGACCUCCUCCCAAGCAACCUGAAUAUCACAGUGGCGCUCGACAUGCGCCAUUGAAAUUAAGAGCAUUUUUCCUUUACAUCUUCGUACAGAGUUCUCCAACGGUAUCCAGGUGACUUACGGGCUCAGGUUCUGAUCCCAGCCAGACAAGCCAGGGUCCUGACCCGUUCAAAAGCGCGAAGAACAUGAGCACAGCCAGCCGGCAUGUUUUAGCCAUGUUAUUGGCCAUCGUUUUCUCUAUUCUGGGUGUAAUAUGCGCAAUAUGCCUGGUAGUGUGCCUGAGGAGGGUGAGGUCUCGCUCAAGGGACGCCCGUGCGACCCCAGAUGACCUAAGCACAGUCAAAUCCAGUGUACGGAGUCCAGAGCAAGAGAGCGGGCAGACGAAUACGCCGUCCAGUACCAGCGGGUACGCUGGCUCUGAUAUUCCCGUGCCGCCCACAGGCCCGCCAAAGAUUGAUCUGCCCUGGUCAGAUUGCUCCUUACGAGAUUCAAAGUUGAGGUUUUCGGAAGUUGGGCAGACGACUGAGGCUGGCUAUGCAGCACCAGGUGAUGGUGAGACCUCCUUACAGAAAGAUUCGCAACAAUUCAAAGAUGCCCACAGCCUCCUAGCUCAAAGCAGUCGCAGCCUAGAUACGGACAGGGCAGAGUCGGCUCAGAACCUUCCGAAGGCAUCAACCUCCUUGGGGUCUGCAGCCGUUCUGAACCAAGUUGUGCACAACAGAGCCUCGCUGCUGCCCGGCAUGCAGAGUGUCCCGCACCCAGUAGCAGGUCUACCAACGCGAAAGAGCGGCGCAGGGCAUGGCGCCGGAAUUUCCGUACGCUCAGAAGCUGAUAUGAAGGGUAGUUCAUGGAGAGGUUCCUGGCUUUCAAAUUCGGCUAGCGAACAUCGGCGGUACACUGUCGGUUUGGACUCAUUGCCCCCACCGCGAAGGGAAAGGUCAAGGCAGGGAAUAACGGCGUCGGUGGCCACGACAUAUAUGCAGACUGAUCCUGGCGUCCAUGAUUUUUUCCUAUCAUUUGAAACACGUCGUCAAGAAUGGUACACCGAACGGGCGCGGGCCCGUUUGGAAGGGGUGGCACGCUUUUCAAAUGCAGGUGCUUCGCGAGCAAUACCUCCGCCACGGGUAACACUGAUUGACAAGGGCGAACAUUCUGCCACCCCAACCACCCUCUCAGUCAGCGCAACGGAUGAUAUCACCGACGCCGAGAAUUGUUUCCAUGAAGCGCAUUUUAGGACAAAGUGGGCGGAAUUCCGCCCAGUUGUGCGGAACAGCUCCAGGGUUACACGCCCUGUGAACUUUCCCAUAAGAAACAUGCCAGGGUUGAGAGAAAAGCCCAGCAUCGCCAGCAGCAGACAGUUUGACUCUACCACAUCCUCCAGCGGUCAAUGGCAACGCGAGCAUCCGGUCAGCGAACAUAACGAGAAUGAAGACUCGGAAUGGCAGUCUGAUGACAGUACAUCAACAUCUGACCAGUCUUUAUACCCACAGAGACUCGAUGAUCAAGGACAGAGUGGACUGGGAGAGCCAUAUCUCUCGCGGACGGAAAGCAGUCAAGGGGGCAGUUUUCGAUUUAUCUAGAGCGGAAGGACACUGCAAGGCGCGCAAGAGAACGCCAUCAAUCAUCGACGUAUUGCAAGGACGGCAUGUAAUUUGGUAGUAGUCUAUGAAUGAGGAUUUUUUAGAAACCGA